Aedes albopictus (Asian tiger mosquito) is the source of this 1019-nucleotide messenger RNA. RefSeq names its product cuticle protein 19. Gene Ontology annotation, cellular component: extracellular matrix. The transcript is spliced from 2 exons. The record is from RefSeq and is a predicted model, not a curated record. The coding region runs from base 549 to 866 and encodes 105 amino acids. Lineage: Eukaryota; Metazoa; Arthropoda; Insecta; Diptera; Culicidae.
CUCAAUAGGUCUUAUAGUCCAGUGAACCAAUCCUUUACACUUUACUCGAACUUAUAUUUGGGUUGGUACAAAAAGACAACAACAACAAUGAUAGUCAUACAGACAAGACCUGUUUAAGAUUAAUAACAGCUUUUGUUUAAGAUUAAUGGUAGCUCUUGGUGAACCAUCAUAGCAUUGAGCAUUUUCGAUUUUGACAAGUGACGCAGUUCUACUGCAAAAGGCAAUCCCGACUGAUGCAUGAGCGCAAUUAGCUGCAAUUACACAUCUCGCCACAUCAAAAGCAUUCCGUUUGUAAUUCCCUCGGUUCUUGGCAUAUCCCUCGAUUCGAUGGGCCCGCUGUUGCGUGCGGCCUCCAAUUUUUACAUAUUAAUUCGCGACCGUGGAUUGCAACGUUCAAAAGUGAUCAUUUUUCGGAAUUUCUCCUUCUUCCCUUCAUAACGAUAUAUGUAUACGGGUGUAGAUGUACACAAAUGGCUUAUUAAAAGCAGCUGCAGUUCGUUGGCAGGUCAUUGGAACCUUUGCAGUACUUGAAGUAGCACCGCACCACAAUGUUCAAAAUUAUCGCCAUUGUCGCCUGCCUAGUUGCCAUUGUUGUUGCCGAUGAGGAUGAAUACGAUACCCGACCAAGGUACAAGUUCGAAUACGGAGUCAAGGAUGGGCAUUCCCACGAUCACAAGACCCAGUGGGAAUACCGGAAUGGGGAUGUCGUGAAAGGACAGUACACUCUGGAUGAGGCUGAUGGUACUCAUCGCAUCGUAGAGUAUAGCUCGGAUCAUGAGAAUGGGUUUAAGGCCCAUGUUCAGCGCAGUGGAAACGCGUAUCAUCCACAUGGUGAGAGCUACGCCAACAUUGAUCAGCGGAGUUGAAGAAGAAGAAAAUGUCGUUUCGAGUUUAAUAAAUAAGUUGAUCCGUUAAUUAGCUAUUGUUUUCCUUGCUUGAAAGCAGUUAGUCCUGCUACCACUGAAGAAAGAUGUGUAAAGUUAUUGUUUCAGUGUGGUUCAAAUAUUGAACGUUUUGGG